Molecule: messenger RNA, 702 nt
Organism: Scutellospora calospora
Lineage: Eukaryota; Fungi; Glomeromycota; Glomeromycetes; Diversisporales; Gigasporaceae
Source: the annotation of a GenBank genome assembly
AUGAAAUAUAACGAAGGAUAUUUAUAUGGAGCAAGUUCUCUCGGACAAAAUUCCGAAUACACUAUGUCUAGUAAAUUUAUUAAAGAAUAUUUACAGCUUGAUGAAUCACUAUUUAGUUAUCAAGAUAAUUGCUAUUAUCUUUCCAAUUAUUGUCAUAUUGAAAAUCGCGGUGGACAUCGAUACUUGAGACCAUCCAAAUCCUCAAAAUUCGUGUUGAAGCAAGGACAACAUUUAUUUUACAAUUAUGAAUGGACAUACAGUUAUCAUGGAACUAACCCAAAUAGCAUCAAAAGUAUUCUUCAAUAUGGUUUAAAGAAACCCGGAUCCUUUGCAGGCAAUAAAAAAGUUGAGUCAGUGCACGGGGCAAUGUAUGGGGCUGGAAUUUACACGUCAAAGAUUCCAUUGUAUUCUCAGUUGUACGCGCCGAUGACCAAAUGGGGAGAUAAAUAUUAUCAAACGAUUUUAAUGGUGCGACAAAAGCCAAAUUCCAUUGAUACUCAAGAGGGCGAAGGCACAUAUACGAAUAGCUUGCUUGGAAGCACAGACAUUCAUAAGUUAUACAAGGGGAAGAUUUCGCCGGAUGAAAUGCAGUAUAUUUGCUUCGAUGAAAGUUCUUGUGUACUACACGCCUUAUUGAUCAAAGUUCAUGAUAAUUGUGAUGGUGAAUAUCGCAAAAUUCUCAAAGUUAUAAAUAAAUUCUAG